AGAUAGAUAGAUAGAUAGAUAGAUAGAUAGAUAGAUAGAUAGAUAGAUAGAUAGAUAGAUAGAUAGAUAGAUAGAUAGAUAGAUAGAUAGAUAGAUAGAUAGAUAGAUAGAUAGAUAUGCUGCCCAUACCAUAUUUCUUUACAGCAAUGUUUUUAUUCACUGUGCAUGGGGAGCAGAUAACUUACACCCAUUAUCUUUAUUAAAUUCUCAAAUUAUUAAAUUAGUACUUGCAGUUUCUAUAAAUGAAAUUGACAUUAAUACUUAAUGUAGUAAAAAAGUGAUUAGACAAGGUGAUUUUAAAGUUAUUAUCCUAAUUAAACAGGAGCUCAAAUUUUAGUAAUGUAAGCUGGAAACUUGAAGUCCAGCAGCUUCAGCACCACAGAGAUUGUGAACUGUAUGUUCACUCCAAAAAAAAAGGACAUGUUCAUUUUUACACAGUCUUUGUGUUGUUAGCUACACAUUAUGUGUUAUUUUGUGUUAAAAUGAAUUAAAGGAACAACACAAGUUGUGUUAAAAGUAAUGCAAAAUGUGUUUAAUCACACAAUCGUACUUAGAGUGUUUAAAAUAAAUCGGCUAUUUUACAUAUUAUACCAACUGUAUCCAUUAGUUUAUAAAUGUUACAUUUAGUUGUACAUAAAGUACAUCAAGUUAUGUUCCUGAUAUAUGACGAAUGUAAGAUGAAGAAAUCAUUGGAUUGGGUUAGCUGUAUCAGUCAUUUUGAUAAGCAUGACAAUAUUUCAUAUGAUCCAUAACCAUAAAUGACAGUCCAUGAUACUAAUAGCUAUAAUCAUCAUCAUCAGAUUUUUUAUCAUCCUUGGGAAAUCUAAUUAGGCAUAAUUUAUUAAAUCUACAUGAAAUCCCACCUGAAUUUUAAGUUUGAACCCCUUUAACACUUUAUAAUAAUUUAUUUUGAUGACACAGCUGUAUGGGUCUAAAUGAUUAACAAGGAAGUAGAUUUAAAUUCAUUAAAUCUUCCAAAUGAAACAAAUCAGUGCUUGAUGAUAUCUCCAUGACAUUUUAACCAUUAUUAAAUUUAUAUUGGCCAAUAAUGUCAUUAAUAAAAGAGUCUCGAACUGGUUACCCCAACAUUUCAAUGAAUAUGCAGAAUAAAGGUACCCUGUCCACGCGCAGAGCUCGGGUGCCCGCUGCAGGCAGGGCGCGGUAAGACAGCACGCGCAACGCACGCCGAGCGUCAUACACGAGAACGCGAAGGAUUUUCCCGCUGCAGCAAACCCCAAAUUAGAGAGAGGUGCAGGGAAUGCAUUUGUUUGUCAGGUUUCUGUCCUGUUUUGACAACAAAGAGUCCGGGCACUUUGUGAUGAGAUGAAAAAAGUAAUCCAAAAUAAAAACUGAGAGUUUGGAGAAUGAUGGAGCUGAAGUUGAAUAAGAUGCGACCGUAAACAGGAGUCGAAGAUGAAACGGUCCGAAAACGAGAGAGAAAAAGAGAGAGAGGAAGAGCGCGCACGGAUGCGAGCGCGCUCCCGGUGCGGCACUCGGCGCGCUUAACAGCUCGUGCCCCCUUCAUCCCAACCCUCUCUGCCGACACCACCGACGCCAACGCUGUCUCUCCAAUCUCUGCCUCUCCCUCCCCGCUCGCGUCUCUUAAAGCUCAUUUCCGUGACGAUCUGAAGCUUUUUCCCCGGCACCAUGAGAGAUGCCAGAAGCGCAGCAGCGGGACGAACGGAACCGAGCCGCUCAUAUCGGAACUGAGCUGCAAUUCUCUCUGGCUUCAGCCCUGACCUGAUCCUGCAUCAGAAGAAACCCUGUUUGAAAAGGAGAUUUAAUUCUAAUCCAUUGGUCUUCAUCUUCUCUCUUCUUGAUCUAUGUGAGAGAAAGGGAGAGAGAGAGAGGGGGGAGAGAGUGAGAGCGCGCGCACCGGAGACGGAGGUGGAGAGGGAGAUAUCCAACAGUCUUUAAACUCAUCUUAUUUCGCAUGCUCAGCUGAAGAAAGUCAGCGGUCGGAGGCAGCCAGGGACCACCCGUCUCCAAACCCGCUGGAGAUGUAAAGUUGGACACCAAUAAAACCGAUGCUGUGAAGUGGCUCUCAGCCUUAACUUCAUCAGGACUCGUCGGAAGGAUGCUGUGGUUUACCCUGCUGAGCACAAUAGCUUUAGGAUGGACUACGCCGAUCCCUCUGUUGGACGAGUCGGAAGAAAUCGACGAGCCCUGUUUUGACCCUUGCUACUGUGAAGUCAAGGAGGGGAUUUUCCACGUCCACUGCGACAGCAAAGGAUUUACAAACGUCAGUCAGAUUUCUCAGACAUGGACGAGGCCCUUUAAACUCAAUCUGCAGAGGAACUCCAUGCGCAAGCUUUAUUUUAACAGCUUUUUGCACCUCAACAACGCUGUGGCUCUCAAUCUGGGAAACAACGCGCUCCAGGACAUACACGCGGGAGCCUUCAACGGGCUGAGCAUCUUGAAAAAGCUCUUUCUGCACGAAAACAAACUGGAGGUGUUCAGGAAUGACACCUUCAUGGGGCUGGAAAGCCUCGAGUAUCUUCAGGCGGAUUACAAUGUCAUUAAGAGGAUAGAAAGCGGGGCGUUUCGGAACCUGCACAAACUCAGAGUACUCAUUUUGAACGACAAUUUGAUACCAGUGCUACCCAAUUUAUUAUUCAGGUCCGUGUCCCUGACGCAUCUGGACUUACGCGGCAACCGCUUAAAAAUCCUUCCCUACAAAGGGACAUUGGAGUACAUCGGGCGCAGCUUGAUGGAGAUCCAGCUGGAGGAGAACCCAUGGAACUGUGUGUGCGACAUUGUACAGCUCAAAACGUGGCUGGAGCGCAUACCUUAUACCGCGCUGGUGGGUGACAUUACGUGCGAAUACCCGUUUCAUUUGCACGGCAAGGACCUGCGCGAGAUCAAGAGGAGCGAACUUUGCCCAUUGCUUUCCGAAGCGGAGCUGGAGGCCAAGCAUGGCAUUCCCAGAUUGCCGUUUAAUAACGAGCAUGUCUGGCCCACCAAACCUUCGUCUAUGCUGUCAUCUUUUCAUAACACAGCCUCGUCGGUGGAGUACAGAGAGAGACACACAAAGCCAACCAAACGCCCUAGACCCACAAAAACAUCACCCACUCCUCGUAGCAUUUACCCAGGGCUGAAUCAGCCUCCAAUAGCAGGCUAUCAGACCAGACCCCCUAUACCAAUCAUUUGCCCGACGGGAUGCAUGUGCAAUUUACAUAUCAAUGACUUGGGCCUUACCGUCAGUUGCAAAGAAAAAGGCUUCCACAACAUUUCCGAACUCCUGCCACGACCGCUAAACGCCAAGAAACUCUACUUAAGUGGAAAUUUGAUUCAGAAAAUUUACAGGUCGGAUUUUUGGAACUUUUCCAGCUUGGAUUUAUUGCACUUGGGUAACAAUCGGAUAUCAUACGUUCAGGAAGGAGCCUUUAUGAAUCUGCCCAACUUGAAAAGUUUAUACUUGAAUGGCAAUGACAUUGAAAGGCUCAGCCCGGGAAUGUUUCGCGGCCUGCAAGCGCUAAACUACCUGUACUUCGAGUACAACGUCAUUCGAGAGAUCCAGCCGGCCGCUUUCAGCCUCAUGCCAAACUUGCAGCUGGUUUUUCUUAAUGACAACCUGCUGCGCACUCUGCCCGUGGAUGCGUUCGCGGGCACCUCCCUCUCCAGGCUCAACCUGCGCAACAACUACUUCCUGUAUCUGCCCGUCAGCGGGGUGUUGGAGCAUCUCCACUCCAUCGUUCAGAUCGACCUUCAUCAGAACCCUUGGGACUGCUCGUGCGACAUCAUCCCACUCAAACAGUGGAUCGAAAAACUCAGCUCCGUAAUCGUUGUGGGGGAAGUCAUCUGCAAGACCCCAGAUUUCGCCCUUGGUAAGGAUCUACGCACACUGGAGGCCGAGGUCAUCUGUCCCGAGCUGAAAUUCACCGCGUCUUCUCCCGUUCUCCCUAAUGACAUAACAGCGACCAGCGGCUCUGAAUUGGGAUACGCGCCGGGCACGGGAGCUGUCCCCCUGUCGGUGCUGAUUCUCAGCCUGCUUGUGCUCUUCAUCUCCGCCGUGUUCGUGGCCGCUGGUCUGUUUGCGUUCGUUUUGCGCAGGAGAAAGAAACUUCCAUUCAGGAAGCGACACGAGGUGGACCUGACGGGUAUUCAGAUGCAGUGCAAGAUAUUUGAAGAACGACAGAGCGCGUCGCCCGAAAAACCGCCCGGUCACGUUUACGACUACAUACCCCAUCCCGUGACGCAAAUGUGCAACAACCCCAUCUACAAACCACGCGAGGGAGAGAUCGAGGGCGAGCAGUUUGCAGAAACCAAGGAAAAUAGCAACUAUCGAACACUUUUGGAGAAAGAGAAGGAGUGGACGAUGGCCCUGUCCAAUUCUCAACUCAACACCAUCGUCACCGUUAAUCAGUCCGGUGACAUGGCGAGCUUUCACGAGAACGGAGUGCUUUGCCCCACCGUGAUUGACAGUCAGAGACCCACCCCGACGGUGGGCUUUGUAGACUGCCUGUAUAGCACCGUUCCCAAAUUAAGGGACAUGCACGUUGCGCACUCACACCCGCCCGGGAUGCAAUAUCCCGAUUUACAGCAAGACGCCAGAUUAAAGGAAACAUUACUUUUCACAACGGGGAAAGGAUUCCCCGAGCAAACCCAAAGUGAAUACCUCGAGUUAAGGGCCAAACUCCAAACCAAGCCGGAUUACCUCGAAGUCUUGGAGAAAUCGUAUAGAUUCUAAUAGAAUUCGAAGUUAGCUCACUUUCACCCUUUUCAACAUGCCCAAAAAUAUCAAAAAAUAAGCAUGGCAAAAUAUAUGUAUCACACACGCGCGCGCGCACACAAAUUUUCCCCAAGUCGCUUUGGAGGAAAGGCCAUAACUCAGAUUUUUCAAUGAAGUGCCUUUUUUCAGAGUAGCCAGCAAUGUUACCACCCAUUAUUUUUGUACGGAACAGAUUUGUUGUGGGGCGUAAUGAUCAAAAUAUUAUUAAAAGAAGCCUUCGUGCGCCGGGGUUCGAGCCUGGCACACUUUGUAGAGUAUUUGCAGUUUGCUGCAUGCAUUCAGCUGCAAUGGAGGUUAUUGAUCGAGAACUCCACCUGCUAUAGAGAGACAUCUAUCCGUUCAGUGCUCUAUUUAAUUUUUAUAACGAGAGACAUCAGAGUUAUAUCUCAAGGACGCACUCGAGCAUCAAUAUUUGUGAAUAUAUAGUGACACUUCAAGAUUUUAUGGAGUUCAACGCACUUUCUUAAGAAAAAUGCUUCUGGAUACGAUCACUAAUGGCUUUUUAAGAAGCACUUUUAAUGUUUUCUCUCUCUAUCUCUCUCCUUCUCCUCACGAAGAUUUGACAAAGUUAAAAAUGUGCAUAUAUUUAUUCUGUAAUUUCAGUGAAAGAAUUAAUUGUAAAGGUAAUGUUAAAUCAAUGUAUAGUGAUUAUGCGUCUGGUAUAGCCUUCUUAAUAAAAACACAAAGUCUUAAAUCAAAUAAAAAGGGUACCAAUGCAUACUGUUUGUGAGAAAUACACUUUUAAAAAAUGACGCACAUUCACUGCUGCUAAACGAGUCAAUCUGAUGUCCCUGCCUAUAAAUGUGUCAUCGAGUGUCACAAGAAAAGGAGAUCAUGGAUUAGAUAUGAAUCGUGCUGUAAGGUAUGUUUUUCUAUCUGCCAGUAUCUCUCGACUGCAUUACACAACCUUUGAGAAUAUUUAAUGCAGUGUCACUAUUACAAGUGUCCACAAGAGGGAGAUCUAGAGACACCCUCGCCAUCUGUGAAUGGGCAUCAAUGGUUUGAUUAUUUAACACAAGAGCCUAUUAAAAUUCAUUUUGUCAGGUAUUAUAUAUAUAUAUAUAUAACUUUGUGACAAUUAUAGCUUUUUCUAUAAAACUUCUCAUUAUGUGUGUGUGUGAGAGAGAGUGUGUGUGAUUGGAGUAAGUUUCAUUUUCUGUUGAUGCAUCACUCUAAAGAUAUAUUUAUGUGCUGUUUUUCUAUUCCCCGAUAACAACAAAGAUGGCUAUUUUUAAACUGAAUAUUUCAUGUCUGUUUGCCAAUGCCAUUUACCUUUAGCUUUAAAUGAAUACUAUUCAAAUAAAUGCAUAUAUUGGUAUACACUUUAUUUACUAUUAAAUGUAACUCCAGAGAGUUUUAUUCUGUUUUUGUUCAAUACUGUUUCAAAAUUUUACCCCCACCACCAUUUACUCGGCCUGGUUGUCAAUAUUGUAAUAAAUUCGGCUUGGUCCACAGUUAACAACA
Molecule: messenger RNA, 6196 nt
Organism: Paramisgurnus dabryanus
Lineage: Eukaryota; Metazoa; Chordata; Actinopteri; Cypriniformes; Cobitidae
Gene: slitrk3a
Product: SLIT and NTRK-like family, member 3a
Biological process (GO): positive regulation of synapse assembly; axonogenesis
Cellular component (GO): postsynaptic density membrane; GABA-ergic synapse
Molecular function (GO): protein binding
Source: RefSeq, a predicted model, not a curated record